Molecule: messenger RNA, 770 nt
Organism: Moneuplotes crassus
Lineage: Eukaryota; Ciliophora; Spirotrichea; Euplotida; Euplotidae
Source: the annotation of a GenBank genome assembly
AAAUUAACUUUAUAUACGAACGUCUUCUCUCCUUAUUCGAGAACUGUUAUGAACAUCCUCGCCUUGCUAGAGAUAGAGCAUGAGGAGUAUGUCAUCGAUCUGCUGAAUGGAGAGCAGACCUCAGAGUGGUAUAAGAAGAUCAACCCUAAGAUGAAGAUCCCGGCGAUUAAGGAUGGGGAUCAUUGAAUGGGAGAGUCAAUUGACAUUUGUAAGUAUCUUGUGGAGACCAGGAAGCUGAAGACUCCUGCCUGGCCUGUGGACGAUCAGGAGAAGAUUGAUCAGAUGGAGAGGGAUCUGGCUAAAGUAGAUGAGCUAGCUUCUGCUUCUGGGAAUGUGUCUUAUAAUUGCUUUUAUAAUCAGUUUGCUGGCAAGAAACUUGCUGGAAAAGAGUUGAAAAAGAAAGUUUUGAAUGAACUUUAUCUUGUGUACGAUCGCUUUGAAGAAACCCUUGCAGAAAGAAAAACUAAAUUCUAUAACUCAGAUGAUCAUCCUGGCCUCCAGGACUAUCUCACCUAUAACUUUAUCAAAUACCUAACUUCAAUCAAGCUAUCCUCUCUAGCCGGAUAUCCUGUGCUUAUGCAAUGGUUCAAUGACUGUGAGAAAGUGCCAUCAAUUGCUGUGGUCUCCACCAGACUUGAAAAGGAGACUGCCAGUCUCCUUUUCAAGAUCAGAUGGAUCAACCCACUCAAGAGAUUCCUCACCUGCAGAUGCUGCUGCAGAAGAUAAUUUCAGAGAAUGAUUUUGAACUGAUCGGGAUCCAAAGAAUUUCG